GAUGCCUGGGCUCAGAGGCAGCAAGUGGGGCUGAGGUUUCAGUCCUGCCUGGGGACUUCAUGCUAGCAUGGCCCUGCAGUUGCUGGCUCUGAGGUUUCUCCUGGUCCUUUUAUCUCCGCUGCCAGCACAGAGCCAGGAAGAACCUGAUCCCAAGGUCCAAGGAGUGCCCUGGAAAACAGAAAUGUGCCAAAGACCCCGGUGGGACUCAAGACUCCGGCUGGCACCAGACCAGGAGAAUUACAAGAAGAAUGAAGAAGUGAUGUUGAGUUGCACUGAUGGUUUCCAGGUGUCCUUCACCCAUGUCAAAUGUUCAAGUGAAGUCCAGUCCAUCAGUCAUGGGAAACCUGUAUACCGAGAAGUUUGGCUUGGAAAGGACAGCAGAGGUGGCUGGAUUCGCAUUCGGUCCAGCGUGGAGUGCAUCGAUGUCCUCCAGGUUGUCCCUGGGACCUUGGAGGUUUCCAGCACCAGCAUCAAACUGAACUGGACCUGCAGGCUCCCUGACGCCUGCCAGCAGGUUCGGGCCAGGUGCCGGCUGGAAAAGAAUUCCUCCUUUCCCUGUGAGGCUGAGGAGGUGAAGGGAGAGGAGACGCUCCAUGGCCAGGAGGGAACAUUCACCUGCCCCCCUCUGCAGCCCUUCACUGACUACAGUAUCACUAUGUACCUGCCCCCCAACAACGCCUUCAGAGCCCAGCCUUGCACGGGAGGGGAGAGCAGCUGA
Messenger RNA from Haliaeetus leucocephalus (bald eagle), 718 nucleotides. RefSeq lists its product as uncharacterized. NCBI's taxonomy places the organism in Eukaryota, Metazoa, Chordata, Aves, Accipitriformes, Accipitridae. The record is from RefSeq and is a predicted model, not a curated record. The coding region runs from base 68 to 718 and encodes 216 amino acids. The transcript has 4 exons.